Messenger RNA from Dermacentor andersoni, 948 nucleotides. RefSeq names its product Threonyl-carbamoyl synthesis 1 (gene Tcs1). Gene Ontology annotation, cellular component: cytoplasm. Gene Ontology annotation, biological process: regulation of translational fidelity. The record is from RefSeq and is a predicted model, not a curated record. Lineage: Eukaryota; Metazoa; Arthropoda; Arachnida; Ixodida; Ixodidae. Gene Ontology annotation, molecular function: tRNA binding; nucleotidyltransferase activity; double-stranded RNA binding.
AGAUCUUUAAACAUGGCGCUGCCCAGCUUUUACGUUUUCGCCGCUGCGGCCGUGUCAUGUGUCGUUUGGCUUUCCUUGUAACUGCAUUAUGCGCGUCAGUGUAACAAAGACACGCUUCCAAGGAUUGUGUUCCGCUAUAGUCAGGAAACACGAACGCGAUACAAUGUCCAGCACACCGAAGGUUAUACCAGUCGCCUCUCCUCUAAACCGCGGACUUGAUGCAGCCAAAGAAGCAGCAUCUAUAUUGAAGGCGGGUGGAGUGAUCGCAGUGCCCACAGACACGAUCUACGGCGUUGCGGCACUCGCGCAACAUUCAGAAUCUGUUGCGCGGCUAUUCCAGUUGAAAAGAAGAGAUGCCGGAAAACCUGUCGCAAUCUGCGUGCACGACGUUGCUGACAUAUCGCAGUGGGCUGAAGUUUCUAUCCCUGAGAACCUACUGCACCAGCUUUUCCCGGGACCAGUAACAGCGGUGUUCUGCCGGACGCCGCGCCUGAAUCCAGCUCUGAAUCCAUUCACAAACCUCGUCGGCGUCCGAGUUCCAGACAGCAAUUUUAUCAGGCAGACGACAAAACUCUGUGGUGGACCACUGGCACUCACAAGUGCCAAUGUGAGCUCAGAGAUGAGCACUCUUACCAUACAGGAAUUCCAGAGCCUAUGGCCAUUCCUGGAUGCUGUGUUCGAUGGAGGUGACUUGUCAGUGUCUGGUUUCCACAGGGAAGGGUCCACAGUUAUUGACUUCUCAUUGCCAGGCUGUUUCAGGAUUCUGCGAGAGGGCUGUGUGCCACACCUGUGCAGAAGGCUGCUGCAGGAGUCUCACCUGAAAGAAGUGUAGCACCUGUAGUAUGCAUCAACUAUUGAGUCAUCUGGUAGUGAAUGCGCAAGUGUUCCUCAUAACCUGUACAUAAGACAUCUCCAAAUAAAAAUAGUUUGUCAUCAAUUCAAUAGCAA